Poecilia latipinna (sailfin molly) is the source of this 2907-nucleotide messenger RNA. RefSeq names its product intracisternal A particle-promoted polypeptide (gene klhl27). Gene Ontology annotation, molecular function: actin binding. The transcript has 10 exons. Bases 211 to 1995 code for a protein of 594 amino acids. The record is from RefSeq and is a predicted model, not a curated record. NCBI's taxonomy places the organism in Eukaryota, Metazoa, Chordata, Actinopteri, Cyprinodontiformes, Poeciliidae.
GUCAGCGUCAAGGCUGUUUGCUAAGUCUCGAUGUUAGCGGGUUUGAUUAGUGAUGCCUAGAGACUCAGACCGACGCAGAGGAACCCGGAGGAGGCGGAUUGACAGUCUGCAGGGCGGCGGAAGUUCUCCGCAUCCUCAGCUGUAAACACACCGAGACUCCUCGGACAGGAGGACGCCUGUCUCCAUGGUAACGCAGCAGCCUCAGCUGCCAUGUCCUCCGUCUCCGUGUCAACGUCGGCCGUUUGCGGCCAGGACGAUGCUGCCACCGCCGCCGCCGUCCUGGCCUCCGAGCGCUACGCCAGCCUCAUCCUGGCCCAGAUGAACAAGAUGCGUCUCCGCUGCGAUUUCUGCGACGUGGGGCUCAAAGUGGGCGGACGCGUCUUCAGGGUCCACCGGCUCGUGCUCGCCGCCAGCAGCCCCUACUUCUCCGCCUUGUUCUCCGGCGGGAUGCUGGAGGCGGAAAAAGACGAGGUGCAGAUCAUCGGCGUGGACACGGAAAUCUUUGAGAUUCUGCUGGACUUCAUAUACACAGGGGCGAUCAGCGUCAGCGUGGAGAACGUUCAGGAGCUGAUGGUGGCUGCCGACAUGCUGCAGCUGAUCGAGGUGGUGUCGAUAUGCGGCGAGUUCCUCAAGGGCCACAUGGACCCCUUCAACUGCGUGGGCAUCUUUCAGUUUCUGGAGCAGAUCGCCUGCAUGGAAAUGCUGGAAUUUACCGAGAACUACAUCCACGUUCACUUCCUGGAGGUGUGCGUCACGGACGAGUUCAGAGGCCUGUCGAAGGAUCAGUUGGUGAGGCUUCUGCGGAGCGAGGAGCUGAGGAUCGAGGACGAGUACCAAGUGUUCACGGCGGCCAUGGACUGGGUCCUGCACGACGUGGCCAAGAGGAAAAAGCACGUCGUUGAGGUGCUGGAGGCCGUCCGCUUCCCUCUGCUCUCCCCUCAGAGACUCUUCAAGUACAUAGAAGGUAUUACCGACUUCAGCCUGCGGGUGGCACUGCAGACCCUGUUGAAGGAAUACACCGAGGUCACAAAGUCUCCCAAAGAAAAUAAGCUGCACAGUCAGCUCCAACCAGCAAAGACGAGACCCAGAAGGAAAGCCAGGAAGUACCUCUACGCAAUAGGCGGCUACACCCGGCUGCAGGGCGGCCGCUGGAGUGACAGCCGGGCCCUGAGCUGCGUGGAGCGCUUUGACACCUUCAACCAGUACUGGACCACUGUGUCGUCUCUGCACCAGGCCCGCAGCGGGCUGGGCGUGGCCGUCAUGGAGGGCAUGAUCUACGUGGUGGGAGGAGAGAAAGACUCAAUGAUUUUUGACUGCACAGAACGAUAUGACCCGGUGACGAAGCAGUGGGCCGCCGUGGCGUCUCUGAAUUUCCCUCGAUGUGGAGUUGGCGUGUGUCCCUGCCACGGGGCGCUGUACGCACUCGGUGGUUGGAUCGGUUCGGAGAUCGGAAAAACCAUGGAGCGAUACGAUCCGGAGGAAAACAAGUGGGAGGUCAUCGGCAGCAUGGCGGUUCCCCGAUAUUACUUUGGCUGCUGUGAGCUACAGGGGUUAAUCUAUGUGAUUGGUGGGAUCAGCGAUGAAGGAAUGGAGCUGCGCUCAGCAGAGGUUUACGACCCCAUCUCGCGUCGAUGGAGCGCCCUGCCGGUGAUGAGCCAGCGUCGGGCCUACGUGGGCGUGGCCUGCCUCAACAACUGCAUAUACGCAGUAGGAGGCUGGAACGAGGCGUUGGGCGCUCUGGAGACGGUGGAGAAAUACUGUCCUGAGGAGGAGAAAUGGGUGGAGGCGGCCCCGAUGUCCACGCCACGCGCGGGCCUGUCGUUGUCGGCCGUCAACGGGCUGCUUUACGCCGUGGGCGGACGCGCCGCCAGCAGGGACUUCUCAGCGCCCGUGACGAUGGACUCUGUGGAGAUCUACGACCCGCACCUGGACACGUGGACCGAGAUCGGCAACAUGAUCACCAGCCGUUGCGACGGCGGGCUGGCAGUCCUCUGACGACCGCCGCUUUGAACUGUGAACAUCGUGGGAGGCGAAGGAAACCGUGGAAACGUUGCACCUUAAAACUCCAAAAAAAGAGGGUUGAUGUUGUUUCUACGUGUCUCCUUUUUUUAACUGCACAGCUCUGGAAAGUGCCAAACCGCUCUUCCUAUCUUUAGUAGGAGUAAAUCAUUUUACUUGAAACAGAGAGUGACAUCAAGCGUGUUGUACAAACUUUAGGCAGGGCUGAAGGGGGCAGUCGCCCAGGGCAACGGGUUUUGGGGGCACCCCAAAGAUUUAGGAUGUUUUUGUAAUGAAUGCAUGUUUUACAAGCAUUGUACCUUAUGUAAAACUGAAAGGCCCAUUUGAAGUGCAGAGUUUUAAUCUUGUUACAAUUUUAUUGAUGUAAACAAUAGUUGAAUAUUUCAAAAUUUUGAAGUUACAUUACAUAUUUUUGUGACAUUUUAAACUAUCUGCUCAUGCACCUAUUAAUGUACUGUAAUUUGCAUGAGUAAAAUUGUUCCCUUUUUUUUUUUUUUUUUUUUAAUAAAUGACAAAAACUGGCCCUAACCUAGGGGCCCUGAUCCUUCUAAAUCCGCCCCUGCUGAUCAGAUGAAGCAGUUUUUCCUUCAUUAACUUCUUUGUCUCAGACUUGGAGGUCAUCACCACUUUGUGGUUUCUGUUGUAUGCAGUGCUUCUACGAUGGCCGACAGUGAAACCAUUGGUUGUUCUUAGUGUCAGAUUCAUUUAUUACUGGAAACUUGAUGGAUGAUGGUCUCUCUAUUUUCACUGGAUGAUUAUUUGUACAUAAUGCUGCUGUAAAUCUUUAUUAUUUAUGUUUACUCCAGUCGUAGGUGGGCGCCGUUACAUUUCAACUCCGAUUCUGAAAUACCCAUUAAAACUUUUCCCACAAUCUGUCACCUUACAACC